UCUGAAGAGUAUAAAGGACUUAUUUAUUUAUUUUUUGAAUAACAAUAACAUAGAAUAUGUGCUGAACUGAUAAAUGAAGCCCACUGUGUGAAGUCCAUAUUACAGUGUGUGAUAAAUUGAGAAAGUGCGAGUGGUGUCGCGUAGUGUAGUGUCUGUGUUGUGUACGCGGCCGGGUUGGGUGGUCGCAGUCGGUCGCGAUGUGGGACUCUGCGACGUUCCUGUCGGCGCUGACGCCCAAGUUCUACGUGGCGCUGACGGGCACGUCGUCGCUGAUCUCGGGGCUGAUCCUGAUCUUCGAGUGGUGGUACUACCGCAAGUACGGCGCGUCGUUCAUCGAGCAGGUGUCGCUGGCGCACCUGGGCCCGUGGUUCGCGGCCGACGAGCCGGCCGGCGCGCCGCCGCCCAUGCCGCAGGAGUGCAAGGUGUGGCGCAACCCGAUGGCGCUGCUGCGCGGCGCGGAGUACGCGCGGCUGUGGGCGGCGGCGCGCCGCGCGCCGCUCACCUACUACGACAUGAACCUGUCCGCGCAGGAGCACCAGGCGUGGUUCGGCGUGCCCGGCGCCGACUCGCCGUGUGAGGCGGCGCUAGCGCGGGCGUGGCGCGAGCGCGAGCCGGCGGCGCGCGUGGCGGCGGCGCGCGCGGCGCUGGCGGCGCGGCCGGACUGCGCCGCCGCGCUGCUGCUGCUGGCCGAGGAGGACGCGCCCACCGUGGCCGAGGCCGAGCGCGUGCUCAAGCGCGCCUGGCGCUGCGCCGAGGCCGCCUGGCGCGUCUCCAGCGGCGCCGGCGUCGCCAACGUGGCCGGCUCCGCCGCGAGAGCGCGCAGGGACGCGGCGGUGCUGGCGCACGUGAAGCGGCGCGCGGGCAUGUGCGCGCGGCGGCUGGGCCGGCUGCGCGACGCGGCGCGCGUGUUCCGCGAGCUGGCGCGCGACGGGCCCGCGCCGCUGCACGCGCACGAGAACCUGCUCGAGGUGCUGCUGGAGCAGCGGCUGUACCUGGACGCGCAGGCGGUGGUGGCGCGCUACGACGAGCCCUCGCUGCCGGCGUCGGCCACCAUCCUGUACACGGCGGCGCUGCUGCGCGCGCGCGCCGCCGCGCUGCAGCCGCGCCCCGCCGCCGAGCUGCAGGCCAUCGAGGCGAUCCGGCGCGCCAUCGAGUUCAACCCGCACGUGCCGGCGUACCUGCUGGAGCUGCGGCCGCUCACGCUGCCGCCGGAGCACGUGCUGCGCCGCGGGGACAGCGAGGCGCUCGCCUACGCCUUCUGCCACCUGCGCCACUGGCGGCACUGCGAGGGCGCGCUCAAGCUGCUGCACCUCGCGCACUCCACAGGUCCGCCGGCGGCGGCGGGGGCGGGGGCGGCGACGGCGUGCUCGCUGUGCCUGGACCGCGAGCUGCUGCCGCCGCACCACGCGGCCUGGCGCGGCGGCUGGGCGCCCCGCCCGCGCGCGCUGCUCCCCCUGCUGGGCGCGCUGUGCGUGCUGGCCGCGCUGCUCGCCCUCUGCGCCGCGCGCUGGCCGCACGCCGCCGCCGCGCUCGCGCCCGACCGCCUGCUGCGCCUGCUGCACGACGUCUGACCCCCGCACCCGCACACGCACACGCACACUCAUGUCUACGGCGACUGAACCGUCGCUUCGGACCGAGGCCUCCGACCGCCGUUUACCGGACGGACGCCUAGACCGCU
Messenger RNA from Leguminivora glycinivorella, 1678 nucleotides. RefSeq names its product protein ST7 homolog. The record is from RefSeq and is a predicted model, not a curated record. Lineage: Eukaryota; Metazoa; Arthropoda; Insecta; Lepidoptera; Tortricidae. The coding region runs from base 198 to 1571 and encodes 457 amino acids. The transcript is spliced from 7 exons.